AUGGUUGUAGUAGAUGAGAGUGAUAAUGAUGGAGGUGGCAAUAAUAGGGGAAGAACGAUGAAUGAGAAGAAGUUAUUUAAUUUUAUUUGGAAACAUGUUUCGUAAACGAUGCAGUUUUUAACAGGUCUAUGCCUUUUGGAAAAUGUAUCAGCGAUUUUAUGGGAGACUUCAUGAAUGGUCCAGUGAAGCAAGACCAGGCUUUUGGAUGAUCUGAUCUGGAUUAAAAACAGUUAUAGGACUAGCACGAGGCUCGGUCUUUAUCCGAAGGCGAGUCUCUCGUCUGGGUCUCCACGGUCUAGUGAGCGUGAGAUCGAGAAACCGUGAGCACUGGACGAAAUGGGAGACAGGCCCCAGACAGGUUUAGGACAGUCUCGAAGGAGGAAGUGCUAUGAAUUCUCGAGACAUCACAACGCAGUACUUACUUUGAUACCAUGCAAUGCCGGGCAACAGUCUUUGGAAACCUCUUGGGCAGCACCCAUGGGAAUAGAUGCACUUCGUAUUUUACAUUAAAUGCAAUAUCUCCUGUGAAUUGGUGAAUAAAAAAAAUCUUCGCAUUUUAGGACAUUGCUUUCGAUAACUUGGCGCUAGGUCAAGUAUUGUUAAGCCUCUUUGGUCAGGGACGGCAUUUGUUAUGACUGGAUACGCGCAUUGUGGAAUGACCUAGGAUUCGCAAUAUCUGUUAUCCAAAUAAAAUGACCCUCUAGUGAUUUCUUUCAGUACAUACUUUAUCUACAGCAUACAAUUGCAAUCUCACCUCGGCCUCGAAAUAAGCGGCCAGAAAUCGCCUACCGGUAUAUGAAUGAAGCCCUGGCCCUGAAGAUCAAAAUGAUGGAAAGGGGGAACUACACCACAUUUCAACAUUGACAACAGUGAAGGAACACGGCACAUCUACGAUAUCUCUCGAGGGCCAAACUGAAUAAGGGAGAGCGUCUGAAUUCAACUUCUAUUUUUAGAAAAAUUGAUAUCACAGAAGUAGCCAGCAAUUAAUAACAUUAUAUUUUGUUGACAUAGUGCAACUGAUAGAUGCUGCCGUCAUUUAGUUCCAUAAUAUGGUAAUAGUUCUUAGGAUGGCUUCUCUACUUCAGGCAAAUUUCCUAGCAACGAUCAUCCUCUCCUUCGUGGGCUUCGUGUUGUGUCACAAGAGUUCCUUCCUCAAUCAUGAAGAGUUGGGUAAUUACAUUGGAAAAGAGGACAAGUAUAUAGACUAUCACAUAUCACAACCACAAGAGAUAGGGGCACCUUCUAGGAGAAGACGUUCGACCACAGCCACGGAGGACGCAACGCAGACAAACGAACAGCAUCUUGUAAAUGCGCGCCAAUUCGAAAUUCAUGCUUUUGAUACAACAUACCACGUGGUCGUUGAGCCAGCUCAGGGGUUGGUCAAAGAAGGACUCGAAGCAGAGUUCGUCGGUUCGGACGGCAAGGUGACGCAUAGGGAAUUGAUUGACACGGGAUGCCUUUAUCAGGGAAAGCUUGUGUUUCCACAAAAGUUCCAUGGCGGGAAUACGAAUGUCGCACUGGGUAUCUGCAACGGUCUGACAGGAGUUGUAAGCACACCAGACUAUGAUCUCGUCAUUAAACCACUCCAUGAGGACCACGCCCAAAGGUAUCGUAGAGAGAGCAGAAUGGAAGACUCGGAGGGUGAUUCACCAUUUGGGAGAAACGACGCGGGUUCGUUGUCCUCUGAACGCCUCCAUAUUGUAAUCAAACGGGACGCGCAGUACCCAGACGACUUCGAUCUCGGCAGUGGCGAUGUGACCGCGGAUAGAGGAGCCGACACUGAUAUGCAGGAACAUUUUUGUGGACUCGAUUCAAGAUACUUUGAGACCAUUUUUAAUCAUACAACACCGAUUCAGUCCCAAGAAAGGGCAGGCUACACGGGACGGAGAAGGCGGGACGCGGGAAGAAAUAGGCGGGAAACUGAUGAAGUUAAGGCUAUGGAAUUGCUGGUGGUGGCGGACAACCAGAUGAGACUAUUCUACGGUUCAGAUGUGGUUAAUUAUACCCUUAUCGUGAUGAAUAUUGCUGCCGGCAGGUUCCAGCAUCAAUCUCUUGGCAGGGGAUUAUUCUUUCAUAUAGUGAAGCUUGUUAUUAUGACCGCAGACUCAGUUACAACUCAAGAGGGCGCAACGCUAAAUUCGGUACCUGAUGGAGAAUUGACACUUGCCAGUUUCUGCUCUUACCAGUAUCACACAAACCAUCUUCAAGACGAUCACCCGGAUCACUGGGACAAUGCUGUCCUCAUCACAAGGCAUGAUAUCGAACUGAAACAGAAUAAGUACCUACUGGGGAUUGCCAAUUUGCGAGGUGCAUGCUCGGAUACUCACCAAUGCUCAGUGAAUGAAGACAAUGGCCCUUCAUCCGGUCUCAUCAUUGCUCAUGAAAUUGGCCACACAGUCGGAAUGCUACACGAUGCAGACACAGGUUGUCCUGCCGGGGCAAACAUAAUGUCAUCAAGCCGAAUUGGCGGGAGUGGUUCUUAUCUAUGGUCAGAGUGCAGCAGGGAACAAUUCGACGCAUUUCUCCGGUAUCCGACCGUCACUUGUUUGAAUGACAUUCCGGAAGUUCUAUCUGGCUUUGAAGGCGAGAGACUUCCGGGUGAGAUAUACGACGCCGAUGAACAAUGUUUGCAGUACUCGGAGUACUUCAGCGGUGCAUGCACGGACACAGCCCUUCCUAUAUACGGAGUCCAAGACCGAUGCCCGCAAAUGUUUUGUAGAUUUCCAAACGGACUUUGCUCGCGCACGGGGGUUGCUAUCGCAGACGGUACAACCUGCGGGGAAAAUAAGUGGUGUUUCGGGGGCACCUGUGUGGACCGGCCCAACACGCCAAUCGACGGGGGCUGGUCCCCUUGGGACGCGACAUGGGGCCCUUGUUCCAGAACGUGUGGCGGGGGUGUUGAGCUGAGACACCGGUAUUGCAAUGAUCCAGAGCCACGAAACGGAGGGGAAUCCUGUAAGGGUCAAUCAAUCGUAGCCAACAUGUGUAACGUUCAGCCAUGUGAAACGACACAAAGAGAGUUCCGUAAUGAGCAGUGUACGUCGUCUAGUCGUGAACCAUACGACGGUCUUGCUGACCUAACCUGGACCUCCACUACUGACAACCAAUCAGGAGAUCAGUUAUGUGAGCUAUGGUGCCAGGCCGAUUUGGCUUCGGCUACUGGGGAAACAGUGCGCGUAUUGGACCGACGUGAUGGUGGUUAUAUGGAUGGAACGCGCUGCUCGUUGGAUUACAACGAGAUGCGCGUAUGCGUGCAGGGGACGUGCCGAGAAUUCGGAUGUGACGGUUACCAAUACUCCGGCGUAAGAUUCGACGAAUGCCGGGUAUGCGGAGGGAACGGAUCAACUUGUCGCAGCGUAGACGGUUCUUUGCAACUCAACUUAUCCGAACAACAAUUCAGCACGUUUUUGACCAUCCCAAAAGGUGUGACGUCAUUCAGCGCGGUAAAUACAAAUACCUCAACAUUCAUGGAUGUAAUGAUAAACGGAGAGCUUGUCAUCGGUGGCAGUAGUCAGACCAGGCCGCCAAGAUGGGAGUACUGGUUUGAGAACAUCACAGUCUAUUAUCAGCUGUCACAAGGCCAGGAAGUCAUUCUAAUAGCGGGGCCCACAUUACACCCCAUAGAAAUACAGGCCUUCGCUGCUUCAUCCUUGGGAAUAGCUUCCGCCAAUAUCCACUAUGUCUACUACGUCAGUGACAGUGUAGUUAACCCAACGCCCACCCCGACUCCUGUUACUCACAUCUGGGCUAAGUCCGGAGGGGAAUGCAGCGUGACUUGUGGCGAUGGUACUCGAAUGGAAGUAGUUCGAUGUGUCGACGUCGUCGGUGUCCAGUUUGUUAACGACGCCCUCUGCGACGUAAAUAGCCGACCGGUUCCCCACGUGGAGUCCUGCCGGGAGGACGAUUGUCCCCCAAGGUGGUUCCUGGCGGACUUGAACACCACUUGCAGUGCCACCUGUGGCGAGGGGGUGCGCUCCCGAGUCGUGGUAUGUCUGCUCUUCGCAGUUGAAGGGGUUCGGGUUGUGGAUGACUCUUUCUGCGACGGCGCGGAAAAGCCAAACGCUGCCGAACCCUGUACAGACCUGCCUGAUUGCCCAGGGACGUGGGUGAUGAGCUCCUGGUCUGAGUGUAAGCCUUGUGCUAGUAGGACCCGUCUGGCGCUUUGCCGAACAGGCUCUGAUUUCCUGACCCAACUUGAUGACGAGGAGUGUCCGGAGCCCAAGCCCCAUACGUCGGAGCCAUGUGAGUGCGUCACGACGACACCAUUAACAAUAGAAUCUUCUUCCCAUCCGGUGGAAUAUAACGUCACGGGGACAACGGCUCAACCCGGAGGAGUCAGUGAGCCUCCUGCUAUUCGUCCAGACGAUAAUUUUCUCACACAUGACCGUGGAACUAUUAAGAAAUUGGGGUCAACAGAUGGCUCUUUGUCGAGUAUAGUUGUCGUCGCACCGCUUGGUUACGUGGUCCUCGUCUAUUUCGAAGUCGUCACUAUAGAUUGCUCAUUAGGUGAAUUAUUCCGUGUGAAGGACGAAGAGAAUGUAUACAGUGCAUGCAACUCAUUUACAAAUUUCAACUGGACAUCGACAGGCAGCAUACUUCAAUUCGAUCUUAUAACAACAGCAGACGACAGAGGGUACACAUUAUCGUAUCGCUUUAUCCCAGUUUCGAUACCAAUAUCUGACUGCGACCAGGUGUUUCUAGAAGACGCAGGUACCUUGUCCAGUCCCAACUACCCAUCGGAUUACCCGAACGACCAGCAGUGCGUCUAUCACAUCGUUGCCCCUCCCAACGUCAGAAUCAAUCUCUACUUCGACCACUUCGACCUGCAAUUGGAAGAUGCACUCCUCUGCUCGACAACAAGAGAUCACAUUUUGAUCAAAGACCUCGACCAGCGAUUUUACAGCAGCAUAUACUGUGGUCAACACGUCCCCUUCGGUUACGUCUCGUCCGGAAACCGGCUUAGAAUAAACUUUUUUUCGAAUUCGAACUUAUCGUCUUUGGGUUUCUCGGCAACGUACAAUUUCGUUGAAUGAGAAACACAAUGCCGUUGGGAACUUUGGAGAAGAAUCGAAAAGUGAUUCGCUGCAUAUUGGAUGUUCGCUGACACGAAGCUUGCCGAUUAAGUAUGUGGCCUAGUUCGGAUAAUGUCCCAGUUCGGAUAAUGUCGUCAGGAAUCCGGUUUUUAACCAAUUUCGAAUCCGAUUCGGACCAUUCUUCGAAAUAUAAAUAGUGUGUAGCUCAAAGGCGAACAUAAUUUGAUAUCAUAAUAAAAAUCAAUCUACACUACACUAUUACAAAUCGGACGCUUCCGAGAAUGAAUCAAUCAUGGUACGCGAGGCUUCGCGAUCUGACACAAGAGUUUUUAAAUCGUGUAACAAAUUAUUUGUAUCCCUACAUCAUUAUGCUAUCAACACAAUUUGUGUUGAAUAUCAAUCAAUAUGCAGUAUUUGUGUGGUUUUUUAAAGGAAUAGUCAUAAUUGACGUGGUAAACUGCUUUUGCUAUCAAGAAUACGAAAUAUGGACAUGGUGGUAGCAGUCAAAACAUCAAUUAUUCGAUGCAGGUUCUUUGACAGUUGUUAAGCUUUCUUAAAGUGGAAAAUGUAUGGUUCAUUGAAAAAUGUCAGCAUUAUUUAUUGUUUUCAAGGUUGCUUUGUAAUAUUUAUUUGUAUAUCAAUAUUGUAUUUUUAAACGCAGAACAAUUGUUUAUGUUUUACUACAUACAACAUGCAGGGCAUGGAAGGAAUUUUUGUAAAAAACACAAAUAUUUAUGUAAUGUAAAUUUUAUGACACUAAUGUCUCGCUUAUCUGUAAUGAAUAUAGUGAUUUAUUUAUUGUGUAGAAAAUAUGAAUCGUUUGAGAUCUAAUUAAAUCAGGAAAGCUCUAAACAAUA
Lytechinus pictus (painted urchin) is the source of this 5890-nucleotide messenger RNA. RefSeq names its product A disintegrin and metalloproteinase with thrombospondin motifs 13-like. Gene Ontology annotation, biological process: extracellular matrix organization; proteolysis. Gene Ontology annotation, cellular component: extracellular matrix. NCBI's taxonomy places the organism in Eukaryota, Metazoa, Echinodermata, Echinoidea, Temnopleuroida, Toxopneustidae. The record is from RefSeq and is a predicted model, not a curated record. Gene Ontology annotation, molecular function: metalloendopeptidase activity. The coding region runs from base 1050 to 5033 and encodes 1327 amino acids. The transcript is spliced from 25 exons.